AGGUGUAUUCAGUAUAAUGGAAAGAAAAAAAAAUUUUUUUUUUUUUUCAGUAUUUCAGAGUCCCCUACAGUAGUUCCCUGUCGUAUAGUGAUGAAGGGUUUGGACUCUGGAGCUUGAUUGUUUCGGCUUAAAUAUUGACCUCACCACUUACUAGCUGUGUGACCUUGUGAAAGUUAAUCAACUUUUGAGUCUCAGUUUUUACAUUUAUAAAAUGGACUUGAUAAUAACACCUACCUCACAGAGUUGUUGUGAGGAUUAAAUGAGAUAAGUCUUGCAAAAUACUUGACAGUACCUGGCAUAUAGUAAGUCCUCAGAAAAUGUUAGCUAAAACCAUCAAAUACAUGAGUGGUGAUAUAAUACUUGAUAUCCGUUAGGGGUGUAACAGUCCCUGUCGUCAAGCAUGUGGGUUCAAAUGUGGUAGCUGACAAAACCAGAACAUAAGAAUAAGGGUCUUCUAUUAAAGGAUAACAUUUCCACAAAUUAUUUCAGGGAUAAUUUUACAAUUUCAUGUACCCGCCCUUUCCCCCUCCCUCCCUCUUCUCUUUCCUCUCUUCCCCUCCUUGCGUGCUGUUGGGGGUGGGGUGUGUCCCCUAGUAACCAGAUGUGACUUGUCACAUAAACAUUUGGGGAUUACCAGUGAAAGUUUUAACUUCUAAAAAGCACUUUGGUAGUGUAAUAGUGGUAAGCAGUAUUUAUAGACUUAAGAGUUGAACAGUUAAAAACAUUUUUUACUGUUUGCCAUAGUUAAAAAGUAAGUCUGUUUCCAGGGUUGGAUUGUCAGAAAGCAUGGUCAUGAUCUUUUUUAGGCCACUCUGUCAUCUUGUAUAUUAUGUUGUUUUUUCUGCCUCAUACUGUUCCAUCCUCCAAAAUUUUCUUUUUUGGUCUUUAUGAUUACUCAAGCAUCAUCUCUCAAGAAGCAUAUCUUUAUCUCUAGGCCAGAAUGAAUGUCCUUUGAAUUAUUCUUGAAGCAUUCUAUCCAAAAAUCUGGUGGUUGUAAUUACAUAGUGUAUUGAAAUCAUUUUGUUUCUGUUUCUUUCUCCUUCUUAGGAGAAACCACUGUAAUCGCCUUACCAUUUGUCCUGGAAUCCUAUUUCAGCUUAAAUCCCCACCUUGCCAUUUACAGCCAUAUAACCAUACAACUUUAUGGUGAUGAUUCAAUGUGAUAAAUGAUGUAAGGAACUUAGCAUAGUUCUUAGUUAAUUAAUUAUGAUAAUUAUAAAUAGUAAUAAAAAUUCCUAGUGCCUGUCACUGUGUCUUGCAUAGGUAUUGGUAAUCCUUAACUGCAAAGACUCUUUAUCAUGUAUCUGAUUGCCGCUUUAAGCUGUUUUCCAUUUCUUGUUUUUUUAAGCAAUGUUUAUAUAAUACUUCAUUUUAUCAGUCUGUGAGUUGGAUGUAUUAUGUUUAAUUAUGCCCGUUUAACCAAAGUUACCUUCAUGUGCAGCUUUUUCAGCAGUUUAAAAAUGUUUUCUUUUGCCAUCAGUAUAAUGUAGACUUUAAACCACAACUAAUAGCAUUUUAUUUUGUCAUAAUGUCAUGCUUGUUUGUUAAAUCUGAACUAGAGGCAGGGAAACCAUUUAGUGGAAGCCAUUACAAUAGGUCUAGGCAAGAUACAGUAGUGGCCAGAACAAGGAUAAUGUCAGUGGGAGACAGAAAUGAAUGGAUUCUAGAUACAUUUAGGAGCAAAUUGAUAGGACUUGAUGGAUGGCCGGAGGUGGUUAUGGGAGAUAGGAAGUUGGGUUAUAGAGAGGGAAGAAUCAAGGAUGAAUCCCAGGAUUCUGGCUCAGAGAAGAAAAAGCUGGAUCACUUACCAGUAACUGGAGUUCUCCUAUUGGGUAAUCUCCACAGAUCCACAUUCUUUGAAGUUAUUGUGAAUGCCUCGAGGACCAAGGAACCGUUGAAAUUUCCAAUUUCAGGAAGGAAACCUCGACCUGUCUCCCAGUUGGUUGCACAGCAGGUUACCCAGCAGUUUGUGCCCCCUACACAGUCAAAGAAAGAGAAAAAAGAUAAAGUAGAAAAAGAAAAGAGUGAAAAGGAAACAACUAGCAAAAAGAACAGUCAUAAGAAAACCAGGCCAAGAUUGAAAAAUGUGGAUCGGAGUAGUGCUCAGCAUUUGGAAGUUACCGUUGGAGAUCUGACAGUCAUUAUUACAGACUUUAAGGAGAAAACGAAGUCACCGCCUGCAUCUAGUGCUGCUUCUGCAGAUCAACACAGUCAGAGUGGGUCUAGCUCUGAUAACACAGAGAGGGGAAUGUCCAGGUCAUCUUCACCCAGAGGAGAAGCCUCAUCACUGAAUGGAGAAUCUCAUUAAAGUUUAUUUUCUCCAGUUUCUUAGUCACUUCUGUCAUAACAUGCAAAUACACAGAUUAUGCCAAGAGGUACCACAUUUUCAUGACAAACAUAUUCAUGCACAAUCCAUAAUUUGCGUUUUACAUAAGAUAGAAAUUUGUUAGAAUUUAUUGCAAUCUAUGCUUACCAAAAAUUUCCAAACUUAACAUUUUGGUCUCCACAGUUAAAGGUGCCAUGAAAAUGUGGUUGAAUUAUUCAUUAUGCAGUGUUAUUGGUAAGUCUAUUUUCACUUUUAGUUUAGUGAAUUCUAACACAUAAUUCUCUACUAUUGGCAUGUAUGAAUUUCAAUUUUUAUAACAUAGUGCAAGCUGCCUAAAUAUGUAUUAUUUGAGAAUUGUGAAACAAAUAGUUAUAUGUAUACAAGUCAAAGAUCAACUUAAUCAACUAUUGCUGCAACAGGAUUUUCUUAAUGGUUAUCCUCUUAAAUACACCUGCUGGUACUUGGUGUGGUUAAAUAGGAAAAUUGUUAUUAAAUAAAGAAUUUGUAUGAACCGUUGCCAAUGUUUUUGACACAUUUUACUAAAUUAUUGUUUCUGAAUUAUGUUUCUGGUUUUAUCUUUGUUUUUGUUUGUUUAUCUUUUAAAACAUUCAUUAUUGUAAUGUUUUACUAGCAGAGUAGUAAACAAUAAAACAUUGAUUAUUUAGCUUUAUAAUUCAGGUUUAGUCCUCUUGUCAUUGAACACUGGUAUGUUUUCUGUAUGAAAUAAAACAUUACAGUUCAAAUAAUUAUAAACAUUUGGCAAAAACAGAAAAGAAACCUGACAUAUUUUAAAAGCUGCAAUUUUGGAAAAGCUUUAACUUAAUAAUAGUUUUAACUAUCACUGUUGUCUUGCCCCAAACUUGUGCAGGGUCAUAGAAGUAUGAAUCUAAUUAAUACAGAAAUGGGAACUGUUGCACAGACCUGGGAAAUAACUAAUCUUAAAUCAGUUUAAUUGGCCUCUUAUUAAAUAUAAUGAUUUUUAUGAAAAUCAUAGUAUCCUAUUUUCAGACACAACUGCCAGUUUAUGCAUUUAUCAAUAUCCUGAAAUUUAAAAAAUAUUUACAGCCCCACUUACUAUUAUGUAAAAUUACCAAUAAAAUAUUUUUAUGACUACAGAUUUUGCAUUUUUGUUUACAAGAAAUAAUGUGUUUCAUGUUGUAUUUAAACUCCAGCCUAGAAACCACACAGUACUUCUUAAAUUCUCAUAGGGUCUCCUGCUUCUUUUAGCCAUUUGCUUAAUAUGUAUCCACCUCUAGGAGACUUCUGGAAUAUAAAUUAACUUAAAAACAUAACCUGGAUACAAAAUACCACUUAAAAACACUAUGAUUGCAUUUGAAGAACAGAAAAAAAACAAAAAACAAACAAACAAAAAACUUGUAGACCCUGACAGUUGUGUAUUUGGUGGUUUCUUGUGGUAAUGUAAUUUUCCGUUUAAUUGCAGUACUUUUUCCAGGCACAAUGGGACUGUCUUUUUUGUAAGAUGCUAGUUGUGAAGUACAGUUAAUUGCAUACAGUAAAAGUCUGUGAUUAAAACAUUUAUAUACCUCA
Messenger RNA from Felis catus (domestic cat), 3874 nucleotides. It is a transcript of the gene YAF2, whose product is annotated as YY1 associated factor 2. The transcript has 4 exons. Gene Ontology annotation, cellular component: nucleus. Gene Ontology annotation, molecular function: DNA binding; transcription coregulator activity. Gene Ontology annotation, biological process: positive regulation of DNA-templated transcription. The coding region runs from base 1529 to 2308 and encodes 259 amino acids. The record is from RefSeq and is a predicted model, not a curated record. NCBI's taxonomy places the organism in Eukaryota, Metazoa, Chordata, Mammalia, Carnivora, Felidae.